CAUAGAGGUCUGAUCAGUGAAGAAGAUGAGAGUAUUACUCCUCUUAUUUGGCAGUUACCUAUGUCUUCCAUGUAACAGUGCAGUUGGAAAUUCUUGGUCUUUACAAGUUUCCAAAGAUGUUACGGGUGAGGUUGGUAAAAUAGCCUCUCUGCCCUGUCUGUUCAGUCACCCUCACAAGAGCCAUGACAGUGGGUUAACAGUCAUAUGGAGAAUCAAACAUCCUUACAAUGGCACGGUGGUCUUCAAGUGUGUGAGCGACAGCUUCAGGGAACCUUGUAAAACUACCAUCAACUACAUGAACAAGUUCAGUUUGAUUGGGAACCUUCAUAACAACAACAUCUCCAUCAGCAUUAAGAACCUGACGUGGGAGGAUAGUAAUAGAUACUACUGCCGGGUGGAGCUGUCCAGCGAUAGACAUGACAAAUAUGAAACUAAAUCCGGUACUUGGCUGCAUUUAACUGCUGCUCCUAGGAUUGUUAACAUCUCGGUGGCAUUUGAUAAAGCUCUGGGGUACCACGCGGUCUGUACAGCUGAAGGGGAACCAGUACCAUCUUUGUUCUGGACUGACCCUAUAAAUAAUCAUGAAGAUCCGUUUCUUACCAGUCCCAUCUUAAAGCAUCAACGAACCACAGAACUGCACCACCUGAGGCAUGAUGGGAAAUACACGUGUGUGGCAACAAACAGUCAUGGAAAAGUAGAAGGAUCCGUGUACUUCUAUAAAUUUACAGCAGAGGGCAGCAGCAGAAUGGGGUACACUAUAUUAUGUGCUGCACUUGGAGCCAAACUGCUACUGCUGUUCCUGAUGUUUGGGGCAGUCAGCUAUUACAGCAGAGCUGAUGAUACAAAGUCUAUUGCUGACCCUUCACGGAACACACAGGAGUCCACAUAUGAAAAUUACAACCAGAGAUCUCAGUGAUGUCCUUGCGUCAAGAGAAACAAUUUCUAAAGAUCCAGCCUGGACUUAUGCAUACAGUAUAUUGUAUUUGAUAUCAACUUUUCCUUUACUAUAGUUAUCUCAUAUUAUUCAACGCUUCCAAUUUAAUGUAGUUUUCCUCUUGUGUUCUGGGUAAAUAAAAUUUUUACUGAAUGUGUAAACAAAAAAACCCUGCAUUUUAUUAAAAGUUAAAGAGGAUCUGGCACCUCUUCUGACAUGCCUGUUUUAUUAGCUUCAUGCAUUCCCCAUGUAAUAACCAUUCUGGAGCAUCUAUUCUUACGUCUCUAUGUUGUGCCAUUUAGUGUGCUCUACAGAACACCCAAGCACAAAGGAAGUCAAUGGGAGA
This is a messenger RNA of Bufo gargarizans (Asiatic toad), 1280 nucleotides long. It is a transcript of the gene SIGLEC15, whose product is annotated as sialic acid binding Ig like lectin 15. Gene Ontology annotation, cellular component: plasma membrane. The record is from RefSeq and is a predicted model, not a curated record. Gene Ontology annotation, biological process: regulation of osteoclast development; regulation of actin cytoskeleton organization; regulation of bone resorption. The transcript is spliced from 5 exons. Lineage: Eukaryota; Metazoa; Chordata; Amphibia; Anura; Bufonidae. Bases 26 to 916 code for a protein of 296 amino acids.